This is a messenger RNA of Lachancea lanzarotensis, 1002 nucleotides long. It is a transcript of the gene SUR2, whose product is annotated as LALA0S09e01728g1_1. Bases 1 to 1002 code for a protein of 333 amino acids. The transcript has a single exon. The record is from RefSeq and is a predicted model, not a curated record. Lineage: Eukaryota; Fungi; Ascomycota; Saccharomycetes; Saccharomycetales; Saccharomycetaceae. Gene Ontology annotation, biological process: lipid biosynthetic process. Gene Ontology annotation, molecular function: iron ion binding; oxidoreductase activity.
AUGAACUUGGUAAAUACUAAGUGGUUGGAGAAGAAUACCUACUCGUUUUUGGACUCUGCCGUGGCUCCUUUAGAGCAAGUGCAAGAACAAAAAUCUUUGAUUUCUUGGCUGACAGAUGGACAACUUUCUUUGGUUUUGCCAGUAGUUGCGUACUGGUCGUUUUCGAUGUUUUUCCACGUCAUCGAUACGUUCGAGCUGGCAGAACGUUUCAGAAUUCAUCCACCAGAGGAAGUGCAGAAACGGAAUAAAGCCAGCCGGAAAGAAGUGCUGGGGGAAGUGCUUUUGCAGCACAUGAUUCAGUCCGUCACUGGUCUCGCAAUGUUGUAUAUGGAUCCAGCUCCCAGCACCGGGUUCGAGCAACGGGCGAUGUGGGAGUUGAGACAGCUAGCACCCAGCUGGGUGCCCAAUAGGGCGAUCUACGUGGGCUACACGUACGGGAUUUCGCUGGCCAAAGUUUUCGUCGGCUUCUGCAUCAUCGAUUCGUGGCAAUACUGGCUGCAUCGUCUGAUGCACACCAACAAAACGCUGUAUCGGCUGUACCAUUCCAGACACCAUCGGCUGUAUGUCCCUUACGCCUACGGCGCGCUGUACAACUCGCCAUUGGAAGGUUUUUUGCUCGACACGCUGGGAACCGGUAUUGCGGCGAUUCUAACACGUCUCACCCACCGCGAACAAGUGAUUUUGUUCACUUUUGCAACCCUCAAAACUGUAGAUGACCACUGCGGGUAUGCACUUCCCUGGGACCCAUUUCAAUGGAUUUUCCCCAAUAACGCGGUUUACCACGAUAUCCACCACCAACAGUUUGGCAUCAAGACGAAUUAUGCGCAACCUUUCUUCACUAUCUGGGAUCAAGUCUGUGGCACGAAAUUUCACGAUUUGGAAAAAUACGAGCAUGCUCAGCGUCGUAUUACAAUCGACAAGUACAAGGAGUUCUUGAGCCAAAGGGAAGCCGAUAAGCAGGCCAAAAUGAAGGCUGGUUUCGGAAACAAGAAGGAAAAUUAA